This is a messenger RNA of Apis florea (little honeybee), 1197 nucleotides long. Its product is annotated as protein groucho. Gene Ontology annotation, molecular function: transcription corepressor activity; protein binding. The record is from RefSeq and is a predicted model, not a curated record. Gene Ontology annotation, biological process: negative regulation of canonical Wnt signaling pathway; regulation of DNA-templated transcription. Gene Ontology annotation, cellular component: transcription regulator complex; nucleus. Lineage: Eukaryota; Metazoa; Arthropoda; Insecta; Hymenoptera; Apidae.
AACGAAACGAAAAUUGUGAAACGAACAUGUCCAGGUCGGUGAAACUGUUGCCGGACGGGAGAACGCUGAUAGUCGGGGGCGAGGCUAGCCGACUUAGUAUCUGGGAUCUGGCCAGCCCAACGCCGAGGAUCAAGGCCGAAUUAAUCUCGGCCGCCCCCGCCUGCUACGCCCUGGCCAUCUCCCCGGACUCGAAGGUUUGCUUCAGCUGCUGCAGCGACGGCAGCAUCGCCGUCUGGGAUCUUCAGAAUCAGUCGCUGGUGAGACAGUUCCAAGGCCACACGGACGGCGCCUCGUGCAUCGACAUCUCGGCGGACGGGUCGAAAUUGUGGACCGGCGGGUUGGACAACACGGUCCGCUCGUGGGAUCUGAGGGAGGGAAGGCAGCUGAAACAGCACGACUUCACCUCGCAGAUAUUCUCGCUCGGCUACUGUCCCACGGGGGAAUGGCUGGCCGUGGGCAUGGAGAACUCGAACGUCGAGGUGUUGCACGCCUCGAAUCCGGACAAGUACCAGCUACACCUGCACGAGUCUUGCGUGUUAUCGUUGAGAUUCGCCUCCUGCGGCAAGUGGUUCGUCUCGACCGGCAAGGAUAAUUUGCUGAACGCGUGGCGCACGCCUUACGGGGCCUCCAUAUUCCAGUCCAAGGAAUCGUCAUCCGUGCUCAGCUGCGAUAUAUCAGCGGACGACAGGUACAUCGUUACCGGUUCAGGUGACAAGAAAGCGACCGUCUACGAGGUCAUGUAUUGAACGAACGACGAAAUCCCAACGUCGAUCAAACGUAUUCAUCAGAGCCGAGCAACUAUCCACAGCGUGGGUGUACAUAAUUCUUAUACGAUAUUAACACGAGAGACGUUUGUUGCCCUUGUUCUUGUUAUUGUUGUUAUUGUUACUCUCGGCGAGAAGAAAGGGUCCGUGCAAAGAAAGAGAGAAAACGAGCCGAACGAACCGGAGUAAAAAAAAAAAGAAAAGAAAAACAAGAAUUCUUUCACCGAUCGAAUCGCGCAGCCAACGCUCGAGAGAUUUUUUGUAAAACAUCGACAACGUCGAACGAUUUUUAAGAUUUUUCGGAUAGAAAAGAGAUUUGAAAUAUAUAAUUAUUCGUGACAUAGGCGGCGAAUAGAUCGAUAAUUUCGUUUCGUGUCCGGAUCGUUCUUCUUAUUUCGAUCGAUAAUCGCUACGUUAAAAAAAAAAAAAAAAA